This is a messenger RNA of Mobula hypostoma (lesser devil ray), 4841 nucleotides long. It is a transcript of the gene otud7b, whose product is annotated as OTU deubiquitinase 7B. The record is from RefSeq and is a predicted model, not a curated record. Gene Ontology annotation, molecular function: cysteine-type deubiquitinase activity; zinc ion binding; K63-linked polyubiquitin modification-dependent protein binding. Gene Ontology annotation, biological process: protein K63-linked deubiquitination; protein K11-linked deubiquitination; protein K48-linked deubiquitination. Gene Ontology annotation, cellular component: nucleus; cytoplasm. NCBI's taxonomy places the organism in Eukaryota, Metazoa, Chordata, Chondrichthyes, Myliobatiformes, Myliobatidae. The transcript is spliced from 17 exons. The coding region runs from base 774 to 3110 and encodes 778 amino acids.
UCCAGCAGGUUCGGUUGCACUGGGAGGAGUGAGAGGCCUUGGCGUUGCGGCUGGGACCCGGGGGCUCGGUUUUACGGCCUCGCUGCACCCCUCCCCACCCACCUCUCCUUGGCCGGGCGCCGCCUCUCGGGGAUGCGUGGCCACUUCUGGAGCGACUGCUGACGGGGGAAGGGAAGCUCUGUGCACCCUCCUGACGAGCCCGGUUUCAAACUUCGCCUACUCUCAAACUUCGCCUACUCUGCAGAACAUCGUAGCUCUAGGUGCAACGCCUUGCUUGGUAGAAAAACAGGAAAUUCUGAAAAUUAGACUGCAGGUCUGACAGCAUCGCAGAGAGGGAGAUGGGCAUCGAUCAAAAAUCUUCUUGUUCUUUCAGAGUGCCUUUGCUGUUCUAUAGAUUUGCUAAGUAUGCCUGCAGAAAAAGAAUCUCGGGGUCGUAUGUGGUGAGAUGUGGGUGGCGCGGUCCCACUGCAGUCUGAGCACUGACCGUGACAGCCGUGACCGGCAGAGAGUGAGAUCGGGAGCGGGUGGGGUGUUGCCAAUCUGUGUCCGGUCUGCAGUGAUCCCACAGACGGGCUGCCAUCAACUUGGAGGAGGGUUCUGUGAUGACGCCCUAGAGUGCCGAGGAGACCCCUCGGUGGCCGGCUGGCUGGACCUCACCAUAUCAUGUGAUCUGCCGCAUGGAGGAUCCCACAGGCUUUCCUGCGGGUGAUGGAUUGACCUCUGAGCUGUCCAGAUGCAGAGCUGGCCAAUGAGCAGUGGGACUUCAUGAUCACAUGACUGUCGACAUGGAUACCGUCCUGUCAGACUUCGUCCGCUCGACGGGAGCGGAGCCCGGAUUGGCUCGGGAUCUGCUCGAAGGCAAGAACUGGGACCUGACGGCAGCUCUCAGUGACUUCGAGCAGCUCCGGCAGGUGAAUGCCGCCAGCCUGCCGUCCGCGUUCAACGAGGCCCGCGGGCUGAGAGCGCUGGACAAGGAGGCCCCGCGGCUAGUGAGGCCCGCGCUGCAGCGGUCCGAGGAGGCUGGUCAAGAGAAACGUCUGGCCCGGGGCAUCUCGCACGCCAGCUCGAGCAUCGUGUCGCUGGCUCGCUCCCACAUGUCCAGCAACGGCAGCAGUGAGCACUCGCUGGAGACGCCUGUCUGCACCUUCCAGCUGCCCGAUCUGACCGUGUACCGCGAGCAGUUCCGUAGCUUCAUCGAGCGUGACCUCAUCGAGCAGAGCAUGCUGGUGGCCCUCGAGCAGGCAGGUCGGCUGAACUGGUGGGCACAUGUGGACGCGGGCUGCCAACGCCUUCUCCCUCUGGCCACGACCGGCGACGGUAACUGCCUGCUUCACGCCGCCUCCCUGGGGAUGUGGGGGUUCCACGACCGGGACCUGAUGCUGCGCAAGGCCCUGUACACCACCAUGGGGAAAGGGGCAGAGAAAGAGGCACUGAAGAGGCGGUGGAGGUGGCAACAAACACAACAGAACAAAGAGUCAGGCCUGGUAUACACGGAAGAGGAGUGGCAGAAGGAAUGGAACGAGCUGAUCAAGCUGGCGUCCAGCCAACCCCGGGUUCACUACAGCGGCAAUGGCAACGGCUGUACGGGGAGGCUGACCACGGCGACCUUCCCUGCAUUGAACAGUGCAGACAGCAGUGAAGAGCCGGUCUACGAGAGUCUUGAGGAAUUCCACGUCUUUGUGUUGGCGCAUGUGUUGCGGAGACCCAUCGUCGUGGUGGCAGACACCAUGCUCAGAGACUCGGGUGGAGAAGCCUUUGCCCCGAUUCCGUUUGGUGGCAUUUACCUGCCUCUGGAGAUCCCGGCAAGCAAGUGUCACCACUUACCCCUUGUGCUGGCCUAUGACCAGGCCCACUUCUCUGCCCUGGUCUCCAUGGAGCAGCAAGAGCCCAACAAAGAGCAAGCCGUUAUUCCCCUGACUGAUUCUGAACACAACUUGCUUCCAGUUCACUUCGCCGUGGACCCAGGGAAGGAUUGGGAGUGGGGGCGAGAUGAUAACGAUGAAGUCCGGUUGGCCAGUGUGACGGUUUCCCUGGAGGCGAAGCUGCAUUUACUACACUCCUACAUGAACGUGACCUGGAUACAGGUGGCCUGCGAGCCACGGGCACCCCUGGCUCAACCAGAAUCGCCCAGUGCCUCGGGAGGCGAUGAUAGCCGAUCAGUAGCAGAGUCCGACCGGGAAUCCGACAAGGAAUCGGUGGGCAGUGGCUCAAACGGCGGCAGCAGCGGAGGAGGAGGAGGAGGGGGCCGGGACAAGUGUCGCCGGGACAAGGAAACGAGGAGGGCAGAGUCGGUGGCCAACAAGCUGGGCAGCUUCGGCAAGAGCCUAGGCAGCAAGUUACGCCGCAACAUGGGCUUCAUGCAUGGCAAGGGGGGCCGGGCUGGGGGCCAGGACAAGGCCCGGAAGAAAGGCUCGCUAAAGAGUCAGAAGGCGGCUGGGAAGGAAGGCUCGCCUCCAGGAUCCGGGACUGGGACGGACAGCGGCCCCUGCACCAGCGACGUCCAGCUGAGCCUCAGCAUCCUGCGGGCCGCCAUGCAAGGCGAGCGCAAGUUCAUUCUGACCGGCCUGCUGAGCGCCAGCCAUCGGCACCCCUUCCAGGAGGAGAUGAUCCAGCGGUACCUGAGCGACGCUGAAGGCCGCUUCCUGGCUGAGCAGGAGGCAGCUAGGGAGGAGGUCGAUACCCCGGAAGGAGCGGGCCUCUCCCCAGCCCCGGCCCUGGCCCCGGCCCCAGCCCCGGGCUCUCCAACCAGCCAGCUGACGCUGGCCUCCAGGCUCUCAGCCCGCCCCCCAGGCCUACUGAGCAUUCCCAGGCCCACCGUGAUCGGGCCCGGAGCCCAGGAGACCCGGAGACAGCUGGCGGGAGGGUCCAGACCCUGCCGGGAGCGGGGCAGGGCGCUGGAGGGUGGGACAGAGGGUGAGGAGGGGGAGGUGGUGGGGGACAGGCCGGGGGAAGCAGCCCCCUGCCCAGCCCAGCCUCCAGUGCACCAGACCAAGUGCCGGCAGGCCAACUGCACCUUCUACGGGCACCCAGAGACGGGCAAUUACUGCUCCUGCUGCUACCGUGAUGAGCUGCGCAGGAGGGAGCGGGACAGCCUGUCCCACCAACUCUGAGCGGUGGGGUUGGGGGUGGUGGGGGAGUCCCAACCUGGGCCCAAAAGAGACAAAGAGGCAAGGAGAUGUCCCGCCCUGCCCUGGCCCUGGCCCUGGCCCAGUGUGUCCCCAGCAGCGGUGAGAGCCUAAGCUGUGCUCAGCAGUGGAGCAGGGAAUGGCAGAAAAUCCCAAGCCGCAGCAAGGAGGAGUCUCCCUUCGCCCACCUUCCCACACCCCUCCUCCUCCACCCCGUCGGAUGAUUGGGGAGGGUUGGCAUUUGAGCAGCGAUGGGUGACGGGGUAUGGGAGGAGUUAUUUCACAGCUCCUGUCCCCCAGGGAUCACAGGUCAGAGAGGGAGCAAGCUCCCUGCGCUCUCUGAACUUCUCACCUCUGACCUCUCGGCAUCCCAGCUCCCCUCCUUUUCCCCUUCCCCUCCUUUUCCUUUUCCCCUUCCCCUCCUUUUCCCUUUUCCCCUUCCCCUCCUUUUCCCUUUUCCCCUUCCCCUCCUUUUCCCUUUUCCCCUUCCCCUCCUUUUCCCUUUUCCCCUUCCCCUCCUUUCCCUUUCCCCUUCCCCUCCUUUUCCUUUUCCCCUUCCCCUCCUUUUCCUUUUCCCUUUUCCCCUUUCCCUCCACCCUCCUUUCACCCCCUGUCCGCUGACCUCCAUCCUCUGCUGCUGCCGGCUGGGCCAGUUUCUCUCUCGCCUCCGCCCCUUCCCCAACCACCCAGAAACUCCACCCUCCCCUGCCAAAGGCCUUCGGACUUCCAGCGUUGCCUUGGUGUGAAGCGGCGGCCCCCGGUCCCGUCACGGUGCAGAACCUGUCCCCACAACCGCUGUAAGAAGUGCCUGGAGCUGGUGUCAGUGCGGAGGUUGACUCGCCGCCGCGGUUCCGAAGUCAGCUGGGCUCCGGAGAAAGCACUGCGCCGUCAGCGGGGCCAGUCCCGAGGGAGCGCUCCACGUGUAGUGGUGGCGGGUGGGGAGUCCCGAGGGAGCGCCGCACAUUCGGUAUUGGCACUACUGAGGGAGCUCCCAAUCAGUGAAAGGUAGAAGGAGCGCCGCACAUUUGUGUUGGCAGGUAUGAGGGAGCGCCGCAGCUGGUGGGGGCUAGACCUGAGGAAGCACCGCACUUUCGGUAUUGUCAAUUCUGACGGAGCACCGCACAAUCACUGGCUGUUAGCACCGAGGGAGCGCCGCACGGUCGGCGAAUGUUAACCAGCCCCAAACAAACCGCUGAAGUUUUAUUUAAACUUUGUUUGCAGAUUUAGUGACUUUUGUGUGUUGGGGGAGGGAGGAAGUUCCCGCCCGGGGGGGGGGGGCGGGGAUAGUGAUUGAGUGAUGGGACGGGCGGAGCCGCCGGGAUAAGAGGGUGUAAAUGUCCUCCGCCUCUGUCCCAGAUUCUCACUGCUUCCAGAACCGGGUGAAUGGCGAGGGUUUCUCUGUGACCAUGGGGAGGGAAUGCGGGGUAUUUGAGAGAGAGAGAAAGGUUCCCUAUCUAGUUGCCCUGACGAGAACUGUAUAUUGUCACUGUAUAAAGUUAAUAAAUUUUAAUUACUCAGAUGGGCAUCUCGGUCCUUGCUGGCCCUCCCGUGGAGGUGAGUGUUAAUCUCAGAGGGACUCCGGUCGGCGACACACUCUCGAGUUGUUUUGCUUUCCUCUGUAAAUUUUCAACGCUGUAUGUUAGAGUUAGAAUGUACAGAACAUAGACAUUUCUCUAUUCACAGUAUUUUUGGAAUAAACUUGAGGGGGGGACGGAC